This is a messenger RNA of Rattus norvegicus (Norway rat), 1332 nucleotides long. The record is from RefSeq and is a predicted model, not a curated record. Lineage: Eukaryota; Metazoa; Chordata; Mammalia; Rodentia; Muridae.
GGGACCGAACCCAGGGCCUUGCGCUUGCUAGGCAAGCGCUCUACCACUGAGCUAAAUCCCUAACCCCCCAUGAUCUUUUCUUAAUAAAGUUAUUAUCAUUGGGGUCCACAAGUUGGCUCACAAACCACCAAUCUCAGUCAGUCAAUAGUUUAUUGAGCAUUUGCCCCGGGACCGAUUGAUUAACUCAUAGACUAGAGGUGAUUUCGACCCUGAGCCAGGAUCCUACAGAGCUCUGAAAUUCACAAACAUCUGUGCCAAGUUAUUUCACCAAUCAGGAUUUAGGGAAGGGAAUUCCUUAGGAAUAUGUCUCUGCUGUACAUUUACCGCGUCCCCAUUGGUUGAGUUACUAGACUGUGGUGGGGGGCCUUGACUUGUCUAGCAUGUCCCAACUUGUCAACCAGGAUGUCAGUUGCCCACAUACAUAUCUCUUUCUGUCAAGUAGAAUGUCAAUUCCCAGGGAGGUCUUGGGAACUUAAAACUUUAUUCAAUCCCCAUUCAAAAUGGAAGUCUUAUUUCAAAAAGCUUCUUAUAUUGGUGCAGGUGUCUCUCUUAUGUUGGGGUCCAUCUCAGGGGCAGCUUAUAAAGACAAAACUGGUAAAAGCUCACACACAGGCACAGGAAGUGGUGCUGGGCAGUUGGUUCCGGUCCAAGCCUAUUGUGGCUAACUAGACCAAACGGUUCUAACUGACCUCUACUGUGAUUGGUUUCCAAGAACACUAACGCAUAGAAGAUAACAGACUACGCAAUCACCUCUGGCAUGAGAAAGCUUCCUACAACAUGAGUGGAAACAAGAAUCCACGAGUUGUAAGAAAAUGGCAGAUGAGCCGGACAUGGGGGAAAUCACCAGCUUCGAUAAGGCCAAGCUGAAGAAAACUGAGACGCAGGAGAAGAACACCCUGUGGACCAAAGAGACCAUUGAACAAGAAAAGAGGAGUGAAAUCUCCUAAAAGCCUAGGAAGAUUUCUCCACCCCACUCCUUCAUCUCCAAGCCCCCCUCGUGAUGUGGAGGAAGAACCACCUGCAAGAUGGACGUGAGCCACAAGCUGCACUGUGAACCCGGGCACUCCGCGCCAAUGCCACCUGCCCCUGGGUCUCUGAAGGGGACCUCCCCCCAACACAACACACACACACACACACACACACACACACACACACACACACAUUGAACUGCCAAAUUUCACUAGUUUACCAUGGGAUGUUAUAGAAAAGUAUUUGUAUGAUUGAUGAAAAUAAAAAUAAAACACACUUCACAGCAAAAAAAAAAAAAUAAAUGGUUUUAUUACAUCGUUUUCACACUCCUAUGAUGUCCCCCACCCUGCAAUUCUUGCAAUC